AUUUUGAGCAUUACAUAAAGGAUCAACUGAUUUUGUUUCAUAUAUUUAUUAAUACUAGAAUCGAUCGACGAAUACGCUUGUUAAUCGUUCGGUCGUUUCACGGUAGUAAACUUGAAUUAUUAAUGCAUGCGUCUCAUGGUUAAUAAUCUAAGGGGAAUUAAACCGCUUGUUUUGAGGUUAUCAAUCUCAAUCGUUUUCAUCUUAAGUUUAUUGCUACUAUCAGGUUAAUAUACGACGUGUGUUCUAAAUUGAGUUGGUAGUAAGUUUUAUUAAUGAACGUGUCUCGUUAUUAAUAGCUACACUCGAUGAAUUGGAUAUACUCCUCGAUUGAGUAUUCGAGAGGAAGAUAGUUAAAGAUAUAACUGGGAUCGACGAACAUCUCAUUAAGUGGAUAAAAGCAAAGUCAAGUCCUCAUCUCUAUUAAUUAAACUCAUAUAAGUCGUUCAUUUUCGUAUUUAAUUAAAUUAAAUCACUCAAUCCUAAAACUCCCUUUUUAUUUACUAGUUUUAUAAAAAGAGAAUUAUUUUUUUCUCUGUGGAUACGAACCUUACUUCAAUAUACUACGUAGGCAUGGACCCGGUUCGGGCCGCCCGGCCCGGCCCGGCCCGCCACUGUGCGAGCCUGGAACCGGCCCGGUUCUCGGGUCCGGGUCCGGGUCGGGCCUAGGCCCGGUGGGGUGGGCGGGUCCGGGCUCGAGCCUUGUAUUUGGCGAACCGGCCCGGCCGGGUCGGGCCCGGGCCGAAUUGAUUUUUUUUUUAUUUUUUUUCCUUUUUUUGGGGUUAGCAAAGUUGGGCUUGAUGGUUAGGAGGGGUUUGGGGGUUUGGGGGGUGGGGGGGUUAGGAAAGCAAAAAAAAAAAAUUAUGACCGAACCGGAGGCCCGGCCCGGACCCGGACCGGACCCGGUGGCCACCCGGGCCAGUCCCGGGCCUUCCUUCCAAAAAAAAAGCCCGGCCGGGCCCGGCCCGGGUCCAUGACUAAUACUACGUAUAAUUGUUGUAUUGAUAAUUAUUUUGAGUGCACACCACGACAAAGUGCACGUCAAUACUCUAUCAGGAGUCCCCCACUCCCUGAGGCGAGAGUACUUGGUAAUGCACCCCCUCCCCUGACACGAACAUCUUCAUCUAAAGGAAAAUCACUUUUUAAAUCUGCAUUUGGCAAUCAUAUGAAAAAAAGUAAAGCAACUUCCAUUGCUGAACAAAGCUCGGUUAAUGAGCUUUCUAUGUAUCUAACAUUUCAUGUUGAUUAUGAAGAAGGGGAUGACUUUGACGUUCUAAAGUAGUGGAAGGAAAAAGAAAGAACAUUCCCGAUUUUAUCAAAGAUGACUAAGAAAGUGCUAGCAAUGUCGAUAUCUACAGUUGUCGUGGAACAAGAAUUUAAUGCGUCCGGUAACAUCCUAACGGAUUAUAGAACGAGAUUGAACGCAAACUCUCUUGAGACCCUUGUUUGCUUCCACAAUUGGUUGAAGGCCGAACGUAGAAUUCAAGAAUGUAGAACUCAAGAAUUGAGCAUCGCCGCCACGGCCCACCCGCCACUUUAUUAGAAAAUGUAUUUCAUUUAUUAAAUUUUUCUCAAUUCUCAAUUGUACUUCUUAUUUCAAAUAAAUAUACUUGAACAUUUUUAUAUCUAGCAAUUCUUCAAAUAAUUGGACAACACAACAACAAAAACGUAACCGACCCGGUACCCGGAACCGCUGGCUACCCGGGCCGGUUCCGGUUCUCCCUUCCCCAACAAAAAGCCCGGGCGGGCCAGGCCCGAUACCCGGCCCGGAACCAGAUCAAACCUACCCUACCCUCCAAAACCCAACUUCCAAAUAUACCCUUACUAAAUUUGUGUAACUAACUAUGUCUCUGUUGAUUAUGUAGGCUUCAUUGAGAAAUGAAGAUGAUAGAAUGGCUUAUUUAACAUUUUUUCAUGACAUCUCCACAAAAUCAACUCUAAUUCAAAAUGAAGUUAAUGAACGAGUUAUUCCGAGUUAAGGCAGAUUUAUCCUUGGAAGCAAAGUUGAUUUACUUUCCUCUCAACUUCUCUUUUAUUUCAAAUUUA
Molecule: messenger RNA, 2043 nt
Organism: Cuscuta epithymum
Lineage: Eukaryota; Viridiplantae; Streptophyta; Magnoliopsida; Solanales; Convolvulaceae
Source: the annotation of a GenBank genome assembly